AUGACUACCCAAGCUAAAUGGAAAAUUGAGAAAAAUCGGAUUUUAAAUUUACCAUUAGAAGAAAAAAGAAAGCUGUACAGAACAAGUGAAUACAUAACUUUGGAUGAUAUUUAUACUUGGACUAAGCAUGCAAAGGAAAAUGAGCAUAUAAAGACCAAAAUUCGCACCCAGGAUGAUCUUAAUGAAUUGAAAAAAAUUAAAAUAAACCCCGAAAAGAAUGUCUCACUUGCUGAAAAAGUUUCUAUUUUUAAAGGGGACAUUACAAAGUUGGAGAUUGAUGCCAUAGUAAAUGCUGCCAAUUCUCGACUCAAAGCCGGAGGAGGAGUUGAUGGGGCUAUUCACCGUGGAGCGGGACCAUUGUUACAGGACGAGUGUAAUUCUCUAGGAGGGUGUCCCACAGGAGAGGCUAAAGUAACAAGUGCAUAUGAUUUGCCUGCAAAAUAUGUGAUACACACCGUAGGCCCUCAAGAUGGUUCCGCAUCAAAGCUGCAAUCAUGCUAUGAGAACUGCCUUGCUCUUAAAAAUGAAAUUCAUUUUAAGUCUAUUGCAUUUCCAUGCAUUUCAACUGGUAUAUAUGGUUUUCCAAACCGUCUAGCGGCACAUAUUGCUUUAAGAACAGUUCGGAAGUUUCUGGAAAAUAAUGAUGACAUGGAGCGAGUCAUCUUUUGCACAUUCAUGCCCGUAGAUGUGGAUAUCUAUGAGACACUGAUGCAAUUAUACUUCCCAGUCGAGGAUUAA
Parnassius apollo (apollo) is the source of this 738-nucleotide messenger RNA. The record is from the annotation of a GenBank genome assembly. Lineage: Eukaryota; Metazoa; Arthropoda; Insecta; Lepidoptera; Papilionidae.